AACCUCUACAUGGCCUUCUGACGGAACUGUCUUUCCAGAGUUUAGAGCUUACCAUCGUCGACGUCUUGCCCUACCGUCUGUCGCGCACGAGAUUCAAAUUGUCCUUCAGCGCCUUCAUCGGAUUCAGUCAAAGGGAACUCGGGUGCCUGCGCUGCGGGGGAUUGGCCUGAGCUCAACAUGGAUGACCAUGGCGAGUUCGACAGCGUCUCGUGGCAGCGAGAAGAUACCGCGGAAGGGGAGUCAUCAGCUCCAUUCCACGGCAGUUUGCCAGAUAGAUCCGCAAGCGGGCCGCGAAGCGACAGCGUAUCCAGCGAACCCCAAGUAGGUGAACAUGCGGACGACGUCGACUUGGCUGGCAUAGGUCGCGACGGUAUCUUGGAAGUUACUGUUGAUACCCCGCUCAAAGAGAAUGAUGGCACAAAGGAUGCAUAUGUUUCGUAUCUGGUCACCACUCAUACAGACUUCAAGUCCUUCCAAAGAACCGACUUCUCUGUCCGGCGACGUUUCACAGACUUUGUCUUCCUCCGGCAGACGUUGCACCGAGACUAUCAAGCCUGUGCAAUCCCUCCCCUGCCCGAGAAGAAUAACAUGGCCUACGUUCGAGGAGACCGGUUUAGUACGGAGUUCACCCAGCGACGGGCGUGGUCGUUACAUCGCUUUCUCAAGAGGUGCACUCUGCACCCAGUGUUACGGAGAGCUCCCAUAUUAAUAUUGUUUCUGGAGACGGGAGACUGGAAUGCACAGAUGCGACUGAGACCAUCACGAAGCAACACGUUGGGUGAAGGCGGCGCGGGGAACACAUCUGCUCCGUCGGGAUUCUUCGAUAACGUCGCAGAUACCAUGUUAAACGCCUUCACCAAAGUCCACAAACCCGACAAGCGAUUUAUCGAAGUGACUGAACGUGCCAACAAACUCGAUGAGGACUUAUCGCAUGUCGAGAAAAUCAUUGCCCGCGUCGCCCGCAGAGAAGGUGACCUUGAAACCGACUAUGCCGACCUUGCCAACAAUAUGCGCAGACUGACCCCCUUAGAACCGGCAAUCGAAGCCCCGCUGCAAACCUUCGCCGGGUGCGUGGAGGAAACGUCGAGAGGUUGGAAACAACUAAAGGACCACACAGAUCAGAACUAUCUGGGAAGUCUCAGAGAUAUGGAAGCAUACAUCAACUCCGUCAAAUCGCUCCUGAAAACGCGCGAGCAAAAACAGCUCGAUUUCGAAGGACUCACAGAAUACCUACAAAAAGCCACUUCAGAACGUGACUUACUGGCCUCGACUAAUCCUUAUUCACAUGGCAGCAACCUGAACCCGGCAAACUUCAUCCGCAACAAAGUCGAAGACAUGCGCGGGGUUGACCAUGAAACCGCCCGCCGCGAACGCUACCGCAAACUGGAACUCAAGAUUGCAGAGCUGAACCGAGAGGUGGAGAGUGCAGAAGGCACAAGCGAAAUGUUCGACGAGCAGGUCGUUCGCGAGGUUGCGGACUUUGAAAGGAUCAAAGGAGUGGAAUUUCGGGACAGCCUGGGAGCCCUAGCAACCCAGCAUAUGGAGUUUUACCAAAAUGUCAUCUCGACAUGGGAAAGGUUCCUGGUCGACAUGGACGCUGACAAGCACAUACACAAAGACAAGGGCAGGGCGGCUGCAUAGUGCCCCUGAAUCGAGCUGUAGGCGUGAAAAGCCUGGAACGGACAUUUGAUCUGCUACGGGGGUUAAUGCGCUUGCUAAACAGGCGGUGUACCCUCAACCACGAGUACUAAUGAAAGCGCCAAUGCCAAUGGUGCGUGCCACUGCUCAAUCUCCAUGCUCCUCUUCAAGUCUACCUAGGUAGAUUCUUGCUGGAGGCUUGCUUUCGCACUCUAUUUGACUAUCGAAUGGUUGGCGAGAGAAGUAAAAUGGAACACAUUGGGAACUCUAUGGUGCUUGAAGCUCAGCUCAGCUCCUUCGGCUACGGCGGCUGAGUCUUCUUGUAGAUUUAUAUCUGGGCGAACUUCGAUCUAGUCUACUC
Cladophialophora immunda is the source of this 1999-nucleotide messenger RNA. RefSeq lists its product as uncharacterized. Gene Ontology annotation, molecular function: phosphatidylinositol binding. The record is from RefSeq and is a predicted model, not a curated record. The transcript is spliced from 2 exons. Gene Ontology annotation, biological process: cytoplasm to vacuole targeting by the Cvt pathway; autophagy. Gene Ontology annotation, cellular component: phagophore assembly site. Bases 178 to 1641 code for a protein of 487 amino acids. Lineage: Eukaryota; Fungi; Ascomycota; Eurotiomycetes; Chaetothyriales; Herpotrichiellaceae.